AUGUCCGCACAUCUCGAAUUUGUAGAAAAGAACGUGGCGUAUGCAGAGAGUUUUGACAAAGGACACCUGCCUGUUCCUCCAGCUAAGAAGUUGCUUAUCGUUACUUGUAUGGAUGCGCGGAUUGAUUGCUACAAAUCGCUGGGACUAGAGUUGGGCGAAGCCCAUAUCGUUCGUAAUGCUGGAGGCAGCGCUCGAGAUGCCUUUCGAAGCAUUCUCAUCUCUCAACGUCUCCUCGGGACCCGCGAAAUUGCUGUCUUUCACCACACGAACUGUGGCAUGCAAUCCUUCACCGCUCCCCAGCUUCGCAGUCUUGUGAAGUCCGACGCCCUAUCGAGGCCUGAUAACGAGAAGGAGGAAAUCGAGAAAACGGUAGAUGGUAUGACAUUUUAUGAGUUUAGUGACCUCGAGGGAAGUGUGCGAGAAGAUGUGAAAUACUUGAAGGAAAAUUUAUUGGUGCUCGAGGAAGCAAAGAUUACUGGCUGGAUUUACGAUACUGCCAAUGGAAAGGUGCGUUCAUAUGCUUUCUGGUUAUCCCGACUACAUCUAAAGAUGUUUUCCACAUGGCAGGUAAAGCAGGUGGUUUAG
Messenger RNA from Lentinula edodes (shiitake mushroom), 585 nucleotides. RefSeq names its product carbonic anhydrase. Lineage: Eukaryota; Fungi; Basidiomycota; Agaricomycetes; Agaricales; Omphalotaceae. The record is from RefSeq and is a predicted model, not a curated record. The transcript is spliced from 4 exons. Gene Ontology annotation, molecular function: zinc ion binding; carbonate dehydratase activity. The coding region runs from base 1 to 585 and encodes 194 amino acids.